This is a messenger RNA of Clupea harengus (Atlantic herring), 1686 nucleotides long. RefSeq names its product retinaldehyde binding protein 1b (gene rlbp1b). Gene Ontology annotation, cellular component: membrane. Gene Ontology annotation, molecular function: phosphatidylinositol bisphosphate binding. The record is from RefSeq and is a predicted model, not a curated record. NCBI's taxonomy places the organism in Eukaryota, Metazoa, Chordata, Actinopteri, Clupeiformes, Clupeidae.
CAUUCAAUCGCCUGCUUCGCUGUUCACAGGAUCUGAGGACCAACUGCAGCACCCCUGUCUUUACUCAGUGAAGUCAACAGUAUUCUGAAGAUCUGAAGACAUGGCUGUUGUUAGUGGAACGUAUCGUAUGGUGUCAGAGGAGGAGCAGGCUCUCCGUGCAAAACUUGAGCACCUGACAGUCAAGGACCAUGGGCCUGUGUUCGGGCCUUGUGCCAAGCUGCCUGACCACACCAUGCAGAAGGCAAAGGAUGAGCUAGAUGAGACAGAAGAGAAAAGGGUGUCUGCUGUGAAGGAACUGAGGGGCAUCAUCAAAGAUAAGGGGGGAGAGGACCUGGGCAAGGGUGUUGUCGAUACCUUUGGGGAGAAGCCUGAUGGUGUGCUGCUGAGGUUCAUCCGUGCCAGGAAAUAUGACGUGAACAGAGCCUAUGAACUCAUGAAGGGCUACGUGCGCUUCAGACGCGACUACCCUGAGCUGUUUGAGAACCUAACCCCUGAGGCUGUGAGGAGCACCAUUGAGGCUGGCUACCCUGGCAUCCUCCCCAACAGAGACAAGUACGGCCGCGUGGUGCUGCUCUUCAACAUUGAGAACUGGGACUAUGAAGAGAUCACCUUCGACGAGAUCCUGAGGGCCUACUGUGUGAUCCUGGAGAAACUCCUGGAGAACGAGGAGACUCAGAUCAAUGGUUUCUGCAUUAUUGAGAACUUCAAGGGCUUCACUAUGCAGCAGGCUUCAGGCAUCAAACCCACUGAGCUGAAGAAAAUGGUGGACAUGUUACAGGACUCCUUCCCAGCCCGUUUCAAGGCAGUGCACUUCAUCCACCAGCCAUGGUACUUCACCACCACUUACAAUGUGGUCAAGCCCCUGAUGAAGGGCAAACUGCUGGAGAGGGUGUUUGUUCAUGGUGAUGAGCUAGAAAACUAUUACAAGGAAUUUGAUGCUGAUAUUCUCCCUUCUGAGUUUGACGGUAAAGGCUCCAAGUACGACGGCAAGGCGACAGCGGCUAAGCUAUUUGACUGAACAUGACCAAUGGGACCACACACAUACAGACCCCAGGGGAGAAUUGUAAUAAUGGUAUUCAUUUUAACAAAAUUGUAGGUUAACGUGAACUGUGUAAAAACAAAUACAUUGAUAGCCUGAGUGCAACGGAAUGAAGCACGUGGGAGCCACAAGAGAGAAAACUUUGGCCAACGUGCUCCCUCUCUUCAACUUAAGCCACUCAGUGCCUUACAAAUCUGCUGUUCUUAUUUACAAGCUGGCUCACUGCUGAGCACAAAGUCAUCUGGAACCUGACUGCCACUGUGUUUAGUGGGUUUACUUUGGACAAUUUAAAACAUAACCCAAAUCUAAUUUGAUUAUCCAUGUGUUAGAACUUUACAAAGGACUGAGGAAGAUGGCUUUCCCUAUGACGCUCCUGUUUCCCUAAGUGGCUUUCCCUUUACGUAAACAAAAUCAGACAUGUCCCUGAUGUGAAUUGCUUCCCAUUAGUAUCUCCAAGGUUCCAAUGCUUUUUGUCCUGACAGUGAUGUCCUCAAGACCAACACGUAUCUAUUCGUUUGUUUUGUUUUGUUUUUAUUUGACUCCAAUGGGAAAUGUGUGUUCACAGAGAGUAUAACCCUCUGCAGAUACCCAAAAUGUCAUAAACAUGCCACUACACAACUAUGUGUACAAUAAACUGUAUAUAAAGA